AUGGUCGCAAAGAAGAGAAAUCAGCUAAGAACAAAAGCCGCCCUGCGGCUGGGUCAAUCGAAAUCCGCAAUCGAAAAUGAGCCCACCGAACCAGUCAAUCUACCAGAGGACCCAAAAGCUUUUCUACAUCAAGCGAGAGAAUCCAAGAAAGACAAAAUGCUUAAUAAAUCCCAAUCGUUUCUAUCUAAACUUCAAGAAAAAACAUCUCUAAAUGGCGCCAUAUCCAAGUCGGCCCUCAGACGUCGAAAGCGUAAAAUGAGAGAUCAGCUUAAGCCCAGAAUGGAAGAUCUUCUAAUUUCCCUGGAGCAAGAUGGCGUAACAGAAGCAACUAAAGACAUGGCUGAUAGCGCAGAAAGUGACCGCAAUAACCAGGAUUCGAACGGGGCAGGCUUUAGAAAUGUCACCAGAAUAUCAACAGCAACCUUACCAUCCGAAUCGGGAUCUGUUUUAAUCAGGAAAAACGAACCCAGCAUUCGCAACCAGCGCGGUGCCAAAAUGCUAACCGGAAAAGAAAUCGAUAGGUUCCAAAACGUUCUACAAAACAAGCAAUUCCAGCAAAAUCCAUUUGCGGCGCUCAAAGAGGUGAUUCAGGCUCAAAAAAAUCAAUAG
Lachancea meyersii CBS 8951 is the source of this 609-nucleotide messenger RNA. The record is from the annotation of a GenBank genome assembly. NCBI's taxonomy places the organism in Eukaryota, Fungi, Ascomycota, Saccharomycetes, Saccharomycetales, Saccharomycetaceae.